Molecule: messenger RNA, 1662 nt
Organism: Callorhinus ursinus (northern fur seal)
Lineage: Eukaryota; Metazoa; Chordata; Mammalia; Carnivora; Otariidae
Gene: SIRAL1
Product: family with sequence similarity 118 member B
Source: RefSeq, a predicted model, not a curated record
CUGCAGCUGGAGCGGUGGCGUUUGGUGGAGACUCGAUGGAAGCAUCCUUUUUCCUGCCAAGCUGACAGGCUUCAAAGUAAACUGGAUGGCUUCUACAGGGAGCCAGGUCUCUGAUAUAGACAAGAUUCUUGGAUACUUCAGUGAUGGCGCACCCCCCACCAAAAAGCCCAGGAAGCUGCUUCCAAGCCUAAAAACUAAGAAGCCUCGGGAACUUGUGCUGGUGAUCGGAACAGGCAUUAGUGCCGCGGUUGCACCACAGGUUCCAGCCCUGAAGUCCUGGAAGGGCUUAAUUCAGGCCUUACUGGAUGCCGCCAUUGACUUUGAUCUUCUAGAAGAUGAGGAGAGCAGAAAAUUUCAGAAAUGUCUCCAUGAAGACAAAAACCUUGUCCACGUUGCCCAUGACCUUAUCCAGAAACUCUCUCCUCGAACUAGUAAUGUUCGAUCCACAUUUUUCAAGGACUGUUUAUAUGAAGUAUUUGAUGAUUUGGAGUCAAAGAUGGAAGAUUCUGGAAAACAGCUCCUUCAGUCAGUUCUCCAUCUGAUGGAAAAUGGAGCCCUGGUAUUAACUACAAAUUUUGAUAAUCUGCUGGAACUGUAUGCAGCAGAUCAGGGAAAACAACUCGAAUCCCUUGACCUUACUGAUGAGAAAAAGGUUCUAGAGUGGGCUCAGGAGAAGCGGAAGCUGAGCGUCUUACACAUCCAUGGGGUCUACACCAAUCCUAGUGGCAUUGUCCUCCAUCCAGCUGGGUAUCAGAAUGUGCUCAGGAACACUGAAGUUAUGAGAGAGAUUCAGAAACUCUAUGAAAACAAGUCAUUUCUUUUCCUGGGAUGUGGCUGGACUGUGGAUGACACCACUUUCCAAGCCCUUUUUCUGGAGGCUGUGAAGCAUAAAUCUGACUUAGAACAUUUCAUGCUGGUUCGGAGAGGAGAUGUGGAUGAAUUCAAGAAGCUUCGAGAAAACAUGCUGGACAAAGGAAUUAAGGUCAUCUCCUAUGGAAAUGAAUAUGCUGAUCUCCCAGAAUAUUUCAAGCGACUGACAUGUGAGAUCUCCACGAGGGGUAGAUCAGGGAUGGUGAGAGAAGGUCAGCUAAAUGGCUCUUCGGCGGCACACAGUGAAAUAAGAGACUGUAGAACAUGAGAGGGGGCUGGAGAGAUCAUCAGCAUUAGACCAAGGUGUCAGGCCCGACUGUGGAGAGUAUUUAACAAGUAAACUUAUAAGAACCCAACACUGCUCCGUGGAAGUACCAAAACCGAGAGGUUGAAGGUUGGGGGUAGAGUUGGGAGUACGGGGGGGUGUUCCAGCUCAGUCCUUCAUGCCCACUGGUUCUUGAUCUUCUGCGGCCUCUUCCAGUUCACGAAUCCCCAAGUGACAACGGGGCCCAGUGCUGCCCCCACCCCUGUGCUGGACACGCCUGUGUCCACACAACAGAUCAGUGCGACACCUCCACUGACUGUGGCCCCAGCCCUGCAUGAAGGACUUGGGAGCUAGACGCCGUGGGGUCACUGGGGCCCUUGUUGCAGUUUUGUACUUACUCUAUACCUGGUUUUUCAAUUAAGCUUAAUGGCUUUUUUAAAACAUGACUUGAAGCUCUAGUUUUCUAGACCUUUUACAGUGUACAGUAUUUUACAUAACUCAGCUGUAUUAAAAGCUUGUUCAUUUAC